Epithele typhae is the source of this 516-nucleotide messenger RNA. RefSeq lists its product as uncharacterized. The transcript has 2 exons. Lineage: Eukaryota; Fungi; Basidiomycota; Agaricomycetes; Polyporales; Epitheliaceae. The annotation marks the transcript as partial. The record is from RefSeq and is a predicted model, not a curated record.
AAGAUGUUCCCGCGGCCGAGCGGCCGAGCGACGCACAUGAACUUGCAAUCGGGCGCAAACCGCGCGCGGUCGCGUGUGGGCUUGCCGUUCAAGUCCCCCGCGGUCUGGUUGAACUCGAAGCAGCACCUACACACGCACGGGAUCUUCCCCUCGGCGGAGCACGGCUCGAGCUCGCCCCCGCAGUUCACCGUCGGGUUCGAGACCCCGCUCGUGUCUGGGGUGCACGAUCCCCCGCUCUCGACCCGGACGAACGCAGGGGUGCUUCCGUGCACGGCCUCCCCAAAUCGCUCCCCGCGUACGCCGCCCUUUCCGUCCUCCGCGCACUCGCACUCACGUGUGGCCACCGGGGAGAGCGGGUCCGGAUCCGGGAGCGCAGGCGACGGCUCGGACUCGGAGGACAAGUACUUCGUGGUGUCGUGCCUGCUGCUGCCCGUGCCGCUCCCCGCGGUCGCGUCGGCGAAGUGGGACCUGGACCCAGACGCGUAUGAGGAGCGGAACUCGGACGUGCAGGCCUGA